Messenger RNA from Sphaeroforma arctica JP610, 231 nucleotides. RefSeq lists its product as hypothetical. The annotation marks the transcript as partial. The transcript has a single exon. The record is from RefSeq and is a predicted model, not a curated record. NCBI's taxonomy places the organism in Eukaryota, Ichthyosporea, Ichthyophonida.
AAUUGGGACUUGGUACCCGACUUGAUGUGUUCCGGUAUCAACACGGGCCUGUUGCUGAUUGAAGCGCUCAACACUACUGUCGGGGAGCUGGAUCUGUUGAAGCCCAAUAUGAGCUACCACUGCUUUAUACCAGCGGUUUAUGCACGAAAACAGCGCCAAGUCAUUAAAAACCGGAUAAAGAAUACCGAGACCAAGAUUGCUCUGCUCCGGAAUACAACAAGUAUGUACUGA